UGAGCCUUUCACGUGCAGUGUUGAUCUGUUUCCAAGAUAAACGUGAUUAAAGUUUCGACGGACCGCCGAAACUCAUUGACGCGUAUGUGUCAUGUCAGGAAAAGCGUUUUUGAAAAAACGCGGAGACAAUACAUACGCGUAGGCAUCUUCCUAUAAACGCUCGGAUAUCUUCACAUUCAGAAUCACCGUGUGCUACCUGCUGUAUAGCGAAACUGUCCACGAGAAUAACUGAACAAUGGCUGUCAGAACGCUCAUGAACGAGGAGGAGUUUCACUCGCUGCUGAAAGACGGUGGCGACAAGUACGUCAUAGUUGACUUCUGGGCGACCUGGUGCGGCCCGUGUAAGGUGAUGGGACCACUGUUUGAGGAAAUGGCUUCUCAGUACAGCCAAAAUUUGAUAUUCGCCAAGAUCGACGUAGAUGAACAUCCCGAUCUAGCGGAGAAGGUUCAGAUACAGUGUAUGCCCACCUUUAUGGUGUUUAAAGAUGGCGAAAAGAUUGACGAGACUGCAGGGGCAAAUACGAAUAACUUGGAGAAAAUGAUUAUGACCUACGUUAAACGAGCACAAGGUUUCGUGGACGGGGAUGAUGACGACGACGAUGAUGACGAUGAUGAUGACGACGACGACGAUGAUGAUGAUGACGACGACGACGAUGAUGAUGACAGUGACGAAGACGAAGAAGAAAAAGAGGAAAAGUGACAUAAAAGUAGUAAUAUUACCUUAGUAAUGUGUGUUUAAUUACAUAUCUAUAGAUUUUGCUAAUAUUUACAGUUUACACAUAUCACUUGUUUGAUCUGACAUAGACAUUUGCAAGCCACAUAUGAAAUUAAUAAAUAAUAUGAAAUGGCAUUACUUUUUCCCGAUACAAACUGUUCAGAGUUAGCGUGAUAUUGUAGAUAGGCCUAAACAUGUAGGCCUACCUACGCACUAAUAUAUUAAUAGGAUUUAGUUGCUACAAAAUGCCGAACAUACUGCGUCGCAUAACGCACUCCAUAGUGCGUUAUGCGACGCAAUAUGUAGGCCUACACGCAAUCACGAUAAUUACAUAACAAGGUAAUUAGGAAUUAGGACCUUUUUAUACGAUAUAGGGCGCGCGCAUAUCACGGCAAUGCACAUGAGCACACCGGACUGUAUCACAAUGUGUAAUUGUAAUGUGUAAUUGUAAUGCAGGCAAAUAUUACUGUAAAUUAAGCUAGGCUAGGAAGUUGUUUUCCUAUAAUAUGGCCGCCUUUUGGUCCUAAAGUAGGCCUAGCUACUCAUCUUUCGCAGAACUACAUCAGUGGGAAUAAUUACACUCGCUUGAAAAAUUUCUUUACAUUUGAUAUAAGGUUAGACGGAACUGAUCAUCAGUGCGAUGUCGACUACUGAUCGAUUAUCGAUCACCAAUACCAAUCAAAACCAAACAGACGAUGGUUACGAUGCAUAUUUUGCGUAGCGCAGACUGUGGGUAGAGGCCCUACGCGAAAAAAGUAGAACUAACAAGAGCCACAUCGAUUUCUUGGGUUUUGUAUGUAAACGUAUCAAUGCCAUGCAGCUGUAGAUCUUGAAUACUAUAUCCACGUGUUUCCUAAUGUUACUACUUGCUCGGUAACUCUGGUAAAUAUAGGGACCCCGCACCCUGUGCCAAGGUGUGGUUCUACCUUUGUAAUUUGACGUAGUUUCAUAAGCGUGGAUUUAGUGUAUAU
Messenger RNA from Priapulus caudatus, 1686 nucleotides. RefSeq names its product thioredoxin-like. Lineage: Eukaryota; Metazoa; Priapulida; Priapulimorpha; Priapulimorphida; Priapulidae. The record is from RefSeq and is a predicted model, not a curated record. Gene Ontology annotation, molecular function: protein-disulfide reductase activity. The transcript has 5 exons. Bases 236 to 700 code for a protein of 154 amino acids.